This is a messenger RNA of Callorhinchus milii (elephant shark), 3642 nucleotides long. It is a transcript of the gene washc4, whose product is annotated as WASH complex subunit 4. Gene Ontology annotation, cellular component: endosome; WASH complex. The transcript is spliced from 33 exons. Gene Ontology annotation, biological process: endosome organization; endosomal transport. Lineage: Eukaryota; Metazoa; Chordata; Chondrichthyes; Chimaeriformes; Callorhinchidae. The coding region runs from base 92 to 3604 and encodes 1170 amino acids. The record is from RefSeq and is a predicted model, not a curated record.
GAGGGUGGCGGUUGGCAGCACGUGAGGCGGUCACGGGACCAGGCGGGUUGGGGACGGUUGGGCUGAGCGCGCGGGGCCGGGGCUGUGUGUGAUGGACUCGCUCUCCCCCGACUGGGAGUUUGAUCGGUUUGAUGACGGCUCUCAGAAAAUCCAUGCUGAAGUCCAGCUGAAGAAUUAUGGGAAAUUUCUGGAGGAAUAUACCAAUCAAUUGAAAGGAAUUGAAGAUGCAUUGGAUGAUUCUGUGGGAGAUGUUUGGGAUUUUACUUUGGAUCCCAUAGCCUUAAAGCUCCUGCCAUAUGAACAAUCCUCAUUAUUGGAACUUAUUAAAACAGAAAAUAAGGUCUUAAAUAAAGUGAUUACAGUUUAUGCUGCUCUUUGUUCUGAAAUUAAAAAGUUGAAAUAUGAGGCGGAGACUAAAUUUUACAAUGGCCUUCUUUUCUAUGGAGAAGGGGUUACAGACUCCAGCAUGGUGGAAGGAGAAUCACAAAUCCAAAUGGGCAGAUUUAUUUCUUUCUUACAGGAAUUUUCUUGUUUUGUUACAAGAUGCUAUGAAGUGGUGGUAAAUGUGGUUCAGCAACUCGCUUCUCUAUACACCAGUAGCAAAAAUGCACCUAAAAUCAUAGAAACAUCUGGAGUGCAUUUCCAGACUGUAUAUGAACACCUUGGGGAGCUCCUGGCUGCUCUUCUCACAUUGGAUGAAAUAAUCGGGAACCAUGUUACAUUAAAGGACCAUUGGACCAUGUACAAAAGGUUACUGAAAUCAGUCCAUCACAAUCCCUCAAAGUUUGGAAUUGCAGAGGAGAAACUCAAACCAUUUGAGAAAUUAUUGUUCAAACUGGAGGGACAGCUUUUGGAUGGAAUGAUUUUUCAGGCCUGUGUUGAACAACAGUUUGAUACAAGGAAUGAGCCUAUUUCAGUCUCGAAGAAUAGCACAUUUGCAGAAGAGUUUGGCCAUAAUAUCCGUACUAUUUUCUCCAAUGUAGAAUCCAAACUUGGGGAGCCUUCAGAGAUUGACCAGAGAGACAAAUAUGUGGGUGUCUGUGCACUUUUCGUAUUGCACUUUCUGAUUUUUCGGACCUUAGAUAAGAAGUUGUACAAAUCCUUACUCGAUGUUUGCAAGAAGGUGCCUGCGAUUACACUCACUGCCAAUAUUAUCUGGUUUCCUGAUCACUUCCUGCUGAACAAACUGGCACCGGCUGCCAAGGUUGUGGAAAAGAAGAACCUGCAAGCAAUCAAAAUUCAGAGAGAAAUGUUUCUACAACAGAAGGCCCAGACUCUGUCUAAAGAUGUGCAAUCAUAUUACUUGUUUGUAAGCUCAUGGAUGAUGAAAAUGGAAUCCAUUUUGUCCAAGAAGCAGAGUAUGGACAAGUUUGCUGAGGAUCUUUCCAACAGAUGUGGUAUUUUUAUACAGGGUAUUCUGUAUGCAAACAGUCUUAGUAACAUCAUCCGAACCACGAUGAAUUUGUAUAUGUCAAUGCAAAAACCUAUGACUAAAACAUCUGUGAAAGCACUGUGUAGACUUGUGGAACUUCUAAAGGCAAUCGAACACACUGUGCAUAGAAGGACCAUGGUUAUUGCAGAUUCUGUAUGUCACAUUGCCCAGUAUCUUCAGCAUCAAGCCCUCAAUUCUAUAGCAACUGCAAAGAAAAGGGUGAUCUCUGACAAGAAGUAUAGUGAGCAGCGCCUGGAUGUACUAUCAGCUCUGGUGUUAGCUGAAAAUGCUCUGAAUGGACCCAGUACCAAAGAGCGCAGACUAGUAAUUGCACUUGCACUAAGUGUGGGCACUCAGAUGAAAACAUUUCGAGAUGAAGAGUUGCUCCCGUUACAAGUUGUUCUGAAGAAAUUGGAUCUUGUCACCGAGUUGAGGGAGAGGGUUAGAGUGCUGUGUGAUUGCAGCUUCUUGUACUGGCAUCGGACCAUUUUCCCCAUCUAUUUAGAUGAUGUGUAUGACAAUGCUGUUGAUGCUGCCAGAGUCCAUUACAUGUUUAGUGCUCUGAGGGAUUGUGUCCCACCAAUGAAGCAUGCAAGACAUCUGGAGUCAACCCAAUUAUUACUGGAGUGUUUUGAUAAAGAAAUCAUGGAUGUGCUCAAUGAGCACUUGCUGGACAAGCUGUGUAAAGAGAUUGAAAAGGAUCUGAGGCUGUCUGUACACACACAUUUAAAGUUAGAUGACAGGAAUCCUUUUAAAGUUGGCAUAAAGGACUUGACCCACUUCUUCUCUAUCAAACCAAUCCGUUUUUUUAACAGAUUCAUUGAUGCCAAAGCUUAUGUAACUCACUACCUGGACAAGACGUUCUAUAACUUGACGACUGUGGCCCUUCAUGACUGGGCAACUUAUAGUGAAAUGAGAAAUCUAGCAACCCAGCGCUAUAGUCUUAUGAUGACUGAGGCGCAUCUUCCUAGCCAAACCCUGGAACAGGGGUUAGAUGUCCUAGAAAUCAUGCGAAACAUUCAUGUCUUUGUUUCACGCUACCUCUACAAUCUCAACAACCAGAUCUUUAUCGAACGCACAAGCAACAAUAAGCAUCUAAAUACAAUCAACAUUCGGCAUGUUGCAAACUCAAUUCGUACACAUGGAACUGGCAUCAUGAACACAACGGUCAAUUUCACUUACCAAUUUCUGAGGAAAAAGUUUUAUAUCUUCAGUCAGUUCAUGUAUGAUGAACACAUUAAGUCCAGAUUAAUCAAGGAUAUUCGAUUCUUUAAGGAGACCAAGGACCAAAACGAUCAAAAGUACCCCUUUGACAGAGCAGAUAAAUUUAAUCGAGGCAUCAGAAAGCUUGGCCUGACGCCAGAGGGACAGAGUUACCUGGAUCAGUUCAGGCAGCUGAUCAGUCAGAUAGGGAAUGCAAUGGGCUAUGUUCGAAUGAUUCGAUCUGGUGGACUACAUUGUUGUAGUAAUGCCAUAAGGUUUGUUCCAGACUUGGAGGACAUUGUGAACUUUGAGGAGCUUGUGAAAGAGGAAGGACUUUCUGAGGAGACUCAAAUAGCAGCAAGACAGCUGGACUCCGUCCUGAGUGACCUCACCAGAAACUCGGCUGAAGGGACCGAGUACUUCAAGAUGCUGGUGGAGGUAUUCUCUCCUGAAUUCCGUAGUCCUAAAAAUAUGCAUCUUCGCAACUUCUACAUCAUUGUACCACCACUGACGUUAAACUUUGUUGAACAUUCAAUAAGCUGCAAAGAGAAAUUGAACAAGAAGAAUAAAGUUGGAGCUGCCUUUACUGAUGAUGGCUUUGCAAUGGGUGUUGCCUACAUUCUUAAACUGCUGGAUCAAUACCAGGAGUUUGACUCGUUGCACUGGUUUCAAUCAGUGAGGGAGAAAUAUAUGACGGAAAAGAAUGCAGUUGUCAAACAACAGAAUGUACAGUCAACUAAUCAAGAUGAAAAGCUAAUGCAAACAAUGAACCUAACUCAGAAACGCUUGGACAUAUAUUUACAGGAGUUUGAGUUGCUGUAUUUUUCGUUGAGUAGUGCUCGGAUUUUCUUCAGAGGAGAUAAAACUGCGGCUGAAGAAAACCAGGAACAAAAAGAUAGAGAAGAUGAAACUACUAAAUCGAACAAUGACUCCCUGAACAGUUCCUUGCCUGACUCUGCUAUGAAGUGAUGUGCAAUGGUGCCAUAUUAAAACAAACCUUAUUUCCA